Hippocampus zosterae (dwarf seahorse) is the source of this 2705-nucleotide messenger RNA. RefSeq names its product cyclic nucleotide-gated channel cone photoreceptor subunit alpha-like. Bases 830 to 2692 code for a protein of 620 amino acids. Gene Ontology annotation, molecular function: cGMP binding; intracellularly cGMP-activated cation channel activity; intracellularly cAMP-activated cation channel activity. Gene Ontology annotation, cellular component: intracellular cyclic nucleotide activated cation channel complex; plasma membrane. The transcript has 7 exons. Gene Ontology annotation, biological process: monoatomic cation transmembrane transport. Lineage: Eukaryota; Metazoa; Chordata; Actinopteri; Syngnathiformes; Syngnathidae. The record is from RefSeq and is a predicted model, not a curated record.
GGGAAGAACGGUGAGUGUUGUCCAACUAUGACAAAACAGAUGACAUUUGAAUACACAGUUAAAACAAAAGUCAGAAAAUAAUUAAAAACGACAACGACACAACAUUUUAUUAUUUUUUUUUAUCCUUUGAGAUAACAGACCUAUUCCAAAAACAUCAGAGUGAUGCAGUAUGUCGUCUGCUUGUGAUCUUUUUUUCUCUUGGCAGUCUCCACCCUCCUCCCCACAACCUUGGUUUGGAAGUGACAGAGUACAUGAACGUAUUGCGACUAAUCAACAGCAAGACAAGAUCUCUACAGUUUGGACGUCUUUUUUUUUUUUGGUUUGUUUUUGCUUUCUUCACAGAUAUAAAAUAACAUAUCCUCAUAUUUGAUGUGACUGGGGUCAUUCAGAACUGGGAGCAAACAUGGAAUUAGUGCAGAGUGCACGCUGAGCCUUCGUAAUUAACACUAAAGUACAGGUAAACGCAUGCACACGUCUUUAUGGUCACUUGUUAACUGGCUUUUAAAAAAUAGGAAUAGCUUUUGAAUGAUAAACAGCUAUACAAAUUCUAAUUUUAGAUACAAUGAUCCAUAAUCUGCGCAGAGGAUUUGAGCAGAGUUCACAAAACAAAAUCUAAACAAUUUUUCAAUUGCAAAGAUUGUCUCUCGGGGUAGUGAAAAUAGUAACAGACCAAUCUAAUUGGUUCUUUGGGCUUCAAUCCUUAAGAUCUACCAAAUGCUUACCUCUCAGCACAACGACUGUAGAAAAGGCACGAGACAGAAACGCAAGAAUAGACUCAUGAAGGAAAGUAAAUGUACCGUUCCCCCCUUUUUAAAAAAGAUUUAGGCUGAUGGACACCCAAAAUCAGAACUCCUUUGCAGGGACUGGACCACUUUACAGGCUGGCUCAUAUGAUGCACUCCGGUACGAAUAGAAGCAGACCUGCAGAGUUCAGUAUGAGCUUCUGUAAAACAAAGAACAGUCACUUUCAGAGGCCUUUGGCUGAACAGAAUUUGAAUAACUGCAACAACAAUGACGGCAAAAAAGACAAGAAGGAAGAACCCAAAAAUGAGAAGAAAGAUGAGAAGGCAGAACCGAAGAAAGACGACAAGAAAGAUGACAAGAAAGACGAGAAAAAGGAAGAACCAAAAGAGGUGUGGAUCAUGGAUCCUGCCACAGAUAUAUACUACUACUGGUUAUGCACCAUAUCCAUCCCUGUCUUCUACAAUCUCAUUUUGCUGGUAGCCAGGGCUUGCUUUAACGAGCUGCAGAAUAACAACACAAUAUUGUGGAUAGUGUUGGACUACACUUCGGACGUACUCUACCUUGCGGACAGUUUUGUGAGAGCCAGAACAGGUUUCCUUGAGCAGGGACUGCUCGUACGGGAUGAGAAGAUCCUGAAGGAAAAGUACAUGAAAACCCGCCAGUUUCGACUGGACAUCAUAUCCGUCAUUCCCACUGAUAUCGUAUUCAUCAAAAUUGGACUGAACAAUCCCGAGUGGAGGUUCAAUCGCCUCUUUAGGUUAGCUCGGCUCUUUGAAUUCUUCGACCGGACAGAGACUCGCACCAAUUUCCCAAACAUCUUUCGGAUCUGUAAUCUUGUACUUUACAUCAUCAUCAUCAUCCACUGGAACGCUUGCAUUUAUUUUGCAAUCUCGAAGGUUCUGGGUUUCGGUUCAGACACGUGGGUCUAUCCAGCAACCAAGAAUGCAGAAUUUCAACGUCUGACCAGGCAGUACAUUUACUGCUUCUAUUGGUCCACGCUGACCUUGACCACUAUUGGGGAGACGCCACCACCGGUCCGUGAUAUCGAGUACUUCUUUGUUGUCGCCGACUUCCUCACUGGGGUUUUGAUCUUUGCGACAAUUGUAGGCAACGUUGGUGCCAUGAUAUCCAACAUGGGCGUCGCUCGAGUAGAGUUCCAGUCCAAGAUCGACUCCAUCAAGCAGUACAUGCACUUCCGAAAGGUUUCUAAAGACCUCGAGGCCCGAGUGGUCAAGUGGUUUGAUUACUUGUGGACGGAGGAGAAAACGUGUGACGAAAAGCAGGUGCUCAAGAACCUUCCGGAUAAGCUCAAGGCUGAGAUCGCCAUAAACGUUCAUCUGGAAACUUUGAGGAAAGUGCGAAUUUUUCAAGAUUGCGAGGCGGGUUUGCUUGUGGAGCUGGUUCUCAAACUUCAACCCCAAGUUUUUAGUCCGGGUGAUUACAUCUGUAAGAAGGGGGACAUCGGGAGGGAAAUGUACAUCAUCAAGGAAGGGAAGUUAGCAGUGGUGGCAGAUGAUGGGGUCACUCAGUUCGUGGUGCUCAGUGAUGGAGCCUACUUUGGAGAAAUCAGCAUUUUGGGCAUUAAAGGAAGUAAGGCGGGGAAUCGAAGAACGGCCAACAUCCGAAGCGUAGGUUACUCCGACCUUUUUGCCUUAUCCAAGGAUGACCUGAUGGAGGCGCUCACAGAGUACCCGGACGCUAAGAAUGCACUGGAAGACAAGGGACGGGCCAUCCUGAUGAAAGACAACCUCAUUGACGAGUCGCUUGUGGCAGCUACCGACGCUAAAGACUUUGAAUUAAAAGUGAAUGCUGUCGAGACGAGCCUGGAAGUCAUGGCGCACAAACUGAAGAAGCUCACGGAGCAUCACGAAUCAUCCCAGCGUAAGCUCAAACAACGGCUCACUAAUUUGACAAACCAGGUCCGGACCAUCAAAGUUGCUGAUGAAUAGAACAAGCUUAAGG